Molecule: messenger RNA, 1080 nt
Organism: Sclerotinia borealis F-4128
Lineage: Eukaryota; Fungi; Ascomycota; Leotiomycetes; Helotiales; Sclerotiniaceae
Source: the annotation of a GenBank genome assembly
AUGGGGAGGAUAUCCAGGGAACCCAAGACCGAAUAUGCUCCCUCUCAAAAACGCCUGGGAGAACUUUCACUCAGUUGCCAGGCAGCAAUGAUCAUCGGAGCAUAUGAAGCGGAGAAUACACCAUUAGGACAAACAUUUGAAGAAGCAUUUGCGACCGUCUCAUCGUUUCGAUACAGAGGGAAAGAGGCAUGUUUGGGCUGGCAAACUAGGCGGUCGCUACUUAAGCAAUGGAGAAAAGAUUUUGAACGACAAGAUCUGGCUGGAGUUGUGUGGGGUGAUGUUGCUACAUCUAGGGAAUAUCAGGAGCCUUCGGAAAAGGAUCAGAAAAUGGCCGCAAAAAUCUGCAAUUUCGAAACACCGUCGGAAAAAGCUGGCUUGAUUCUUCAUUGUCCGGCUGAACAAGAGGAAGACAAUAUUUCGAAUCAAGAGGUUGUGGAGCUUCAUGUCGGCUCGGAAAACGAAGUGAUCCAUGUCAGCAAGAUUCUCUGUAAGAAGAUCCCAUACUUUUCGAAAAUGUUUGAAGGCUCGUUUCAGGAAGCAACGUCAAAUUCUGCUUCAUUUCCCGAAGAUGAAGUUGACGCUUUCCACGCUUUAAUCUAUUGGGUCAACAACGGAUAUUUGCCUCCAUGGAUUAUUUAUCUCGACGCCAAUGGAGAUGAUACAGACCGGAAAGUUUCUUCAGCUUCAGUCCGGGUCCAAGUGGGAUUUGAUUUUGUUGGGCUUUAUGUGCUAGCAGACAAAUUCUGCGCGUUCAAUUUGAUGAAUUUCAUAACGGACUAUGUCAUAAGAAGCCUGGAGUUGAACGAGUCUGUGUUGCCGAUCGAGGAUAUCUCAGAAAUAUAUGCGAAUGCUCCAGCAAAUACCGGUCUAAGAAGGCUAGCCUGUUAUUCGUUUUAUUAUUCUGUAAAAUCUUGUUCUCAAACUAACUGGCCGACGAAGGACCUCGCUUCCCUUUUACAAACUGACGAUGGCUUGGCAAUUGACUUCAUCGACCUCAUGAGAUCACGGCCUGAUCAUGGUGGAAUCACCAUGGUGGAAUUUGCGACCGAAAGAAGCUCAAAGAAAAGUCAUCAGGCUUGA